AUGGUAUCUACCACACAAUCGAGGUCUUUAAAGGCCAUGGGGGAAGAGAUCUGGAAGAAUAAGACAGAAAAAAUUAAUACAGAACUAUUUACGCUAACAUAUGGUUCCAUCGUGGCACAAUUGUGUCAAGAUAAUGAGCGGGACUUUAACAAAGUGAACGAUCAUUUGUAUAGCAUGGGCUAUAAUAUUGGGUGUAGACUUAUUGAGGAUUUCUUGGCCAGGACGGCGUUGCCACGCUGUGAGAAUUUAGUGAAAACAAGUGAAGUACUAAGUAAAUGUGCAUUCAAGAUAUUUUUGAACAUCACCCCCAAUAUAACGAACUGGUCGCACAAUAAGGACACGUUUUCAUUAGUCUUGGAUGAAAAUCCAUUGGCUGAUUUUGUGGAGUUGCCUAUGGACGCUAUGAAAUCGCUCUGGUAUUCCAACAUAUUGUGUGGUGUUUUGAAGGGGUCGCUUGAAAUGGUGCAGUUGGAUUGUGAUGUCUGGUUUGUGUCGGAUAUCUUGAGAGGCGACUCUCAGACGGAGAUCAAGGUCAAGUUAAAUAAAAUUUUGAAGGACGAAAUACCGAUCGGUGAAGAUUAG
Molecule: messenger RNA, 582 nt
Organism: Saccharomyces paradoxus
Lineage: Eukaryota; Fungi; Ascomycota; Saccharomycetes; Saccharomycetales; Saccharomycetaceae
Gene: BET3
Product: TRAPP complex core subunit BET3
Exons: 1
Coding region: 1-582 (193 amino acids)
Biological process (GO): intra-Golgi vesicle-mediated transport; endoplasmic reticulum to Golgi vesicle-mediated transport
Cellular component (GO): cytosol; cis-Golgi network membrane; TRAPP complex
Source: RefSeq, a predicted model, not a curated record